AUGGCUGAAGAUUUGAAGUCACUCGUCAGUGAGCUCUCACGACUGGCUAGCACCUACGUGCCAUCCACAGGCCAUGAUGCGGCAUCUCUCGCCCCCAAAGCGGCUCUGGUCGGCCUUUCCAAGAAGAUCAUUUCCUCUUUAAUGGAUCCGGGGAUGAUGGUCCAGGCCCACUCCCUGCAAAUGGCCGAGCUGGUGUCCAUCCGCACACUCUUGGACCUGAAGGUGUUUGAGAAGAUGCCGGCGGAAGAGGGAAAGACGAUCAGUGCCAAGGAGUUGGGUGAGAAGUCGGGCGUUCAGGAGGCGCUGCUUGAAAGACUAUUGCGCCCUCUGGCCGCGUCGGGAUUCAUCACGCAGUCGCCCGAGGACGGUAGCUAUGGCUCCACCAAAUUCUCACAGGCCUACACGUCGUUCCCAGGCAUGUUCUUCACGUUGAUGUUUGACCACUUCCUGCAGCCUAUGACGGACCUGCCGAAGUACCUGGCCAAGCACGGGGCCGUCGAGCCGACGUCGUUCUACGUCAACCCGUACUCCGACUACCACAACGCCAGCGACUCCGGCAUGACGACGUGGGAGAUCAUGUCCAAGGACCCGGAGAAGCUGAAGACGUUCCAGCUGGGGCUGAAGAUGGGCGACAAUCUGGUCCCCGUCGUCGGCUAUUACAAUUUCAAUGGCCUGAAAUUGACCGAGGACGAGCUGCAGAGUACACCCGACCGCGUGGCGCUGGUGGACAUCGGCGGUGGGGUGGGCAACACCCUGAGGAAGGUCCUGGACGAGUACAAGGAGCUGGAUCCCAAGAACGUGGUGUUGCAGGAUCAGAAAGAGAUCAUCGCCAUGGCCGAAAAGGAGAAGAUCGCCCCGGAAGGAGUGAAGUUGAUGGAACAUGAUUUCUGGACCGAGCAGCCCGUCAAAGGUGCGAAGGCGUACUUCUUCCGACGCGUGUUCCACGACUACAGUGACGAGCUGUGCGCGAAAGCACUCAAGCAGAUCAUCCCGGUCAUGGCGCCGGACUCGCGCGUGCUCAUCGCCGACAUGCUGCUGCCGGAGAUCAUGACCGACGCGGCGGCGCACACGGCCGCGCUGGACGUCGCCUGCAUGGUCAUGGGCGGCAAGGAACGCACCGAGGCCGACUUCCGCAAGCUGUUCGACGGCGUCGGCCUUGAGGUCGUCGGCAUCCACCGUGCCCCCGAGGCCGCGGCGGGGAUCGUCGAGGGGAAGUUGAAGGGUGCGACGGCGGCGGCGGCGGCGGAUGCCUGA
Fonsecaea erecta is the source of this 1254-nucleotide messenger RNA. RefSeq lists its product as hypothetical. Gene Ontology annotation, molecular function: O-methyltransferase activity. The record is from RefSeq and is a predicted model, not a curated record. Lineage: Eukaryota; Fungi; Ascomycota; Eurotiomycetes; Chaetothyriales; Herpotrichiellaceae. The transcript has 3 exons. The coding region runs from base 1 to 1254 and encodes 417 amino acids.